Messenger RNA from Acanthosepion pharaonis, 780 nucleotides. The record is from the annotation of a GenBank genome assembly. Lineage: Eukaryota; Metazoa; Mollusca; Cephalopoda; Sepiida; Sepiidae.
AUGCACUACAAGCCAAGAGAAAUUUACGUGCUGACCUGCCUUCACAUAGGCCAUAUACACAUCACCCACCAUUAUUUACUAGAGGGCACAGAAUCCCAAUAUGCACUACAAGCCAAGAGAAAUUUACGUGCUGACCCGAUUCACAUAGGCCAUACCUACAUCACCCACCAUUAUUUACUAGAGAGCACAGAACCCCAAUAUGCACUACAAGCCAAGAGAAAUUUACGUGCUGACCCGCCUUCACAUAGGCCAUACCUACAUCACCCACCAUUAUUUACUAGAGGGCACAGAAUCCCCAAUAUGCACUACAAGCCAAGAGAAAUUUACGUGCUGACCCGCCUUCACAUAGGCCAUACCUACAUCACCCACCAUUAUUUACUAGAGAGCACAGAAUCCCCAAUAUGCACUACAAGCCAAGAGAAAUUUACGAUUUUUAUUGCUGGUAAUAUUUUUUAUCUAUCUAUCUAUCUAUCUAUCUAUCUAUCUAUCUAUCUAUCUAUCUAUCUAUCUAUCUCAAUUUUUAUUUCUGGUAAUAUUCUUCAUCUGUCUAUCUAUCUAUCUUGCUCACUUCAUACCUGUCUAUCUUGGGUUUCAUAUAUAUCUAUCUAUCUAUCUAUCUAUCUAUCUAUCUAUCUAUCUAUCUAUCUAUCUAUCUAUCUAUCUCAAUAUAAUGCAUAUAUAAAUAAAGGCGAAAAUUUCUUUUCAUUUCUCUCUCUCUCUCUCUCUCUCUAUCUAUCUAUCUAUCUAUCUAUCUAUCUAUCUAUUUCUCAAAUGGCCUAG